Acipenser ruthenus (sterlet) is the source of this 3103-nucleotide messenger RNA. Its product is annotated as trichohyalin-like. Gene Ontology annotation, molecular function: GTP binding. Bases 86 to 2647 code for a protein of 853 amino acids. NCBI's taxonomy places the organism in Eukaryota, Metazoa, Chordata, Actinopteri, Acipenseriformes, Acipenseridae. The transcript has 3 exons. The record is from RefSeq and is a predicted model, not a curated record.
CUUCCUCAUUUGGAAAAGCGUCGUUAAAGCGCCAUUGUACUGGAGAGGUGGCUGCAGUUUUCAUCCCGGUGCCGGGCAGGGAAUCAUGGCUGCAAAACAAGAGGCUGAAGAAACUGUUUCUAAAGAUCUGCACAGCCCCUCUGAGCUGAGGAUCGUGCUGCUUGGGGGACGCUGGGCUGGGAAGAGUGAAGCAGGAAACACCAUCCUGGACAGAGAGGAGUUUAGAUCUGGAUUCAGCCGCUCUGCAGUAACUAGGAAGUGUGAGAAGAGAACAGGAGAAGUGGCUGGGAGACGGGUCACUGUGGUCGACACUCCAGACUUCUUAGACACAGACCGGGUCGAGAUUGACAGAUGUGUGUCUCUGUCUGCCCCGGGACCCCACGCUUUCCUCCUGGUGAUACCCGUGUUUCCAAAAGAAACUAAUGACACUCACUGUGAGUCUAUAUUAAUAAAGGAUUGCAAAUCAUUUGAUAAAGUCCAGCAGCUGAAUAAAGUGCAAGAGCUGUUUGGUGAGGGAGCUGUGAGGAACAUGAUGAUCCUUUUCACCCGUGGGGAUUAUCUGGAAGGCAGGUCGAUUGAGCAGUACAUUUAUGAAGAUGGUGAGGAGCAGCGUGUUCAGAAAUGUGGGAACAGGUAUCAUGUUAUCAGCAAUGUGGACAGGAGCGAUCACACUCAGGUCACACAGCUCCUGGACAAGAUAGACAACAUGGUGAAGAGAACUGGAGGCUGCUACCUCCCAAAUGAGAUUUACCAGGAGGUAGAAGAAAGGAUUAGACUAAAGGAACAGGAACUGAAUGAGAAACACAAAGAGGAACUGAGCAAAAAAGAAGAGGUGAUGUAUGAGAAAUAUGAGGAGGAACAGUGUAAGAGAGAAAAGGAAAUGAAAAAGAAAUAUGAGAAGGAUAAAUGUAGGAGAGAAGAGGAGAUGAAACAGAAAUAUGAGGAGGAACAGAGUAGGAGAGAAGAGGAGAUGAAACAGAAAUAUGAGGAGGAACAGAGUAGGAGAGAAGAGGAUGUAAAACAAAAAUAUAAGAAGGAACAGAGUAGGAGAGAAGAGGAUAUAAAACAGAAAUAUAAGGAGGAACAGAGUAGGAGAGAAGAGGAUGUAAAACAAAAAUAUAAGAAGGAACAGAGUAGGAGAGAAGAGGAUAUAAAACAGAAAUAUAAGGAGGAACAGAGUAGGAGAGAAGAGGAGAUGAAACAGAAAUAUGAGGAGGAACAGUGUAGGAGAGAAGAGGAGAUGAAACAGAAAUAUAAGAAGGAACAGUAUAGGCGAGAAAAGGAGAUGAAACAGAAAUAUGAGGAGGAACAGAGUAGGAGAGAAGAGGAGAUGAAACAGAAAUAUGAGGAGGAACAGAGUAGGAGAGAAGAGGAGAUGAAACAGAAAUAUGAGGAGGAACAGAGUAGGAGAGAAGAGGAGAUGAUGGAGAAGCUGAGGAAGCAAAUGAAGGAAGAAGAGCUGGAGAAAGAGCCAGAGGACUCCAACCUUCCUGUCAGGAGAAGGACAAGCAAUGAAAUCUUACCUCCCAAGAUGUCUGGAGGUGAAGGAGAGGCUCCCCUUGCAGAUAUCCAAGCGCCUCCCAGCCCCCCUGAGCUGAGGAUGGUGCUGCUUGGGAAGACUGGGGCUGGGAAGAGUGCAGCAGGAAACACCAUCCUGGGCAGAGAGGAGUUCAGAUCUGAAGCCAGCUCCUCUGCAUUAACGAGGGAGUGUGAGAAGAGAAAAGGACAAGUGGCUGGGAGACGUGUUGCUGUGAUCGACACUCCAGAGCUCUCUCAGGACAAACUCCAGAUUAGGAGCUGUGUUUCUCUGUCUGCCCCGGGACCCCACGCUUUCCUCCUGGUGAUACCGGUGGGCCGAUUCACAGAGGAAGAGAGGAGAGCAGUGGAGACAGUCCAGGAGAUAUUCAGUGAGGAGACUGUGAGGAGGUAUAUAAUGCUACUUUUCACACAUAGUGACACACUGAAAGGACAGAGCAUUAAGAAGUACAUUAAGAAACAGAACAGGGACCUCCGGCAGCUGCUUCAGAAAUGUGGGAACAGGUAUCAUGUUCUCAACAAUGAGGACAGGAGCGAUCACACUCAGGUCACACAGCUCCUGGACAAGAUAGACAACAUGGUGAAGGGAAACAAUGGCAGGUACUACACCAGUGAGAUCUACUGUGAGGGGAAAGAAAGGGCCAGGGUGGGGUAUGAAAAGAGCAAACUGCUAAAGGAGAGGCCAGGAGAGCUGGAGCUACAACUGGAGCUGAGGAGAAAGAGGGAGAAAUCCAAUACUGGAGCUGAAGAAAGAGAUGGAGGGGGAAUAGCUGAAGAGAGAGAGAGAAAGAAAAGGCGAGAGAGUGAGAAGAGAGAAAGGGGGGAGCAGAAGGGAAAGUUUAGCUGGCAGAAGUACAAGGAAAAGCCAACUGAAAAUCAGUAUCUAAGGCCAUCAGUAGUAGUUACUGGAGGAUCAGUAGGGGCAGCAAUAGGGGCAGUAGCUGGAGCCAUCACAGGGCCAGUAGGAGCUGUAGCAGGAGCAGUUUUAGGAGCUGCAGCAGGAGUGGUUAUAGGAACUAUACUGGGAACAGCAGCAGGAGCAACAUUAAGAAGAGUGACAGGAAGUGAGGUAGGAGCAGAGGCAGUAAAAGAGCCAUACAAAACACAGUGAUGAUAACAUGGACCACACUGAUGUGAAAACUGCACCAGGCUUCUAAUGCUGAACUAUUACAGCCUUUACUUGCUCUGAGGUUUGUCUUCUCUCUUUUCUAUUUUCACCUGAAGAAGAGACCUUUUGAGGUCUUGAAAGCUUGCGAUUAAUUAUUGUUUAGUUAGUCCAAUAAAAGGUAUCACCUCUCCUUCUCUUUGGCUACCAUUCCAUCUAUAAACACAGUUUGAAAGAUAACAUUCAAGGUCCUUUAUCAGAGAUUUAAGCCCUCAUAUUGACCAAUCAGGUUAAAGAAAAUCUCUGAUCCAUUUUCUAAUAUGCUGUAUAUUAUAUAUAAUUUGUUCAAUGGCUUCACAGAUUCUACACAACUUUAAUAUACUGUAUAUUAUAUCUGUAUUGUGUAAAUUCCAUAUACUAUAUAAAAACUGUAAUACUGAAAUAUAUUGUAGCUACAGCAAA